UUUCUAUUUUUCUACUCGUUGUUUCAUCAUGUGGGCGUUCUUCUUCCUGUGGAUGACACUAACUGUAAUUACAUUUCUUUUGAUCAUCGGUAGAUGUACAAUUCUCAUUUAUCUUGUCUUCUGUGUACCAAUUCUAAUGACAAUCCUCUAAUGACACAAGUGAAUCUAGUUCGCAUCGAGAAGUAUUUUUCAAGAAGUUGAAUUUUGGCGGACAUCGUGGAUCACCAAAAAGAGCUCCUGAAAAUACGAUUGAAAGUUUGAAAAAAGCAAAGGAAGACGGUUGUGAUCUUGUUGAAUUUGAUAUUCAUAUGUCAUCGGAUGGAGUUCCACUCUUAAUGCAUGACGAUACAACUGAACGGACUGGAAAUGCAAAGCUGAAAGUUGAACAUUCCACGUGGCAACAAUUGGAAGCAGUUGUAUUGAAUCCUGUUAACGGAGUUAAUGCAAAAAUUCCACGACUCAAUGAAGCAAUCGAUUUUUGUGUGGAGAAUGGACUGAAGAUGUUAUUUGAUAUGAAAAAUGAUAACUUGAAGCUUAUGGAAGCAGUUUCUGAAGAAAUCAAAAAACGAAAUCUAUAUGAUCAGGUCAUGGUUAGCAGUUUCAAUCCAAUUGUCCCGUGGAGGCUAAAGAAAAUUGAUCCAAAAAUUAUCACUGGAAUCACUGUCGAUAGAUCUUAUUAUUCAUACAGCGAUGAUCACAGAAAAAGUCCAUUCUCCACAAGUUUCUUUGCUCAUUUUUGGAAUGAAAUUCUUGAUGAGAUUAAUAUGAUUAUUCAACCACUCUAUAUUUUACCCAGAUUUCUAGGAGUUGAUGUGGUUAUGAUCAGUUUUCAACUGAUUUCAGAAAACGCCGUUCGGGAAUCAAACGAAAAAGGAUUUUCAGUCAUUUCGUGGACAGUAAAUGAUGAAGAUUACAUGAGAAUUCUUACAAAACUCAAUGUUCCAUUCUUGACGGAUAUUGGUUCUGAAGUUGAUCGGAAAAUGUUUAUGAAAAAAUAA
Molecule: messenger RNA, 998 nt
Organism: Caenorhabditis elegans
Lineage: Eukaryota; Metazoa; Nematoda; Chromadorea; Rhabditida; Rhabditidae
Source: the annotation of a RefSeq genome assembly